Molecule: messenger RNA, 1863 nt
Organism: Pestalotiopsis fici W106-1
Lineage: Eukaryota; Fungi; Ascomycota; Sordariomycetes; Amphisphaeriales; Sporocadaceae
Exons: 3
Coding region: 1-1863 (620 amino acids)
Source: RefSeq, a predicted model, not a curated record
AUGGGACCCCCACUGAAAUUAGAAAAGCUUCCUGUUGUGCUCCUGCCAACCACCACCAUCCCUAGCUACUUGCAAACUGUUGUCGGCAGGUAUUCGCCAAUAUCGGAUGAAGUUGAAGAAUUCCGCGGCAUCCCGUACGCUCGCGUGCCGGGAAGAUGGGAACACUCGCACCCCAGAGAACAGUUGCCUCGCGACAUAUUUGACGCUACAGAGAAUGGUCCUCGAUGCCCUGCACCAAGUCCUGGUGAUUCGCGCUCAUUUCAAUCUUUUCUACCGUAUCCCAACGAUCGUGAGGACGAGUUCGAGUGUUUAAACCUUCUUGUCGUGCGACCGAGCCCCCUAGAACUGGCAAAGUACGCAAAGUCAGCCAAGUUGCCUGUGCUUAUCUGGAUCCAUGGGGGUGGCUUCGCAGAUGGUGCAGCUACAAACCCACCGUGGGAUCCUGCCCGGCUUGUGCUUCGUGCUCUCAAGAGAAAGAGUCCCUUCAUCGCCGUGGCUAUCAACUAUCGCCUAAACAUAUUUGGUUUCGGCGCUUCAUCAGAUAUGCUCAUAGGGCAGGACGACCAUGCCGCUAUCAAGGGCGUAAAUUUUGGCCUUCAUGAUCAAAGGCUUGCUCUGAUUUGGGUACAACGUAAUAUCGCCUCCUUUGGUGGUGAUGAAACCAAAGUGACCAUCAUGGGCCAUUCGGCAGGCGGAGUCUCAUGUCACGUACACCUGCUUGAAGCUGAGUUGGGCACAAAGAGGCCGCUUUUCCACAAGGCCGGAUUGCUCUCAGGUGCCUGGGGAGGGCUCGACUUUAGGACCAUGGAAAAAGCCGAUGAAUGGUGGACAGACUUGUGUCGCUUCUGGUCCGUCCAGUGUGAAAGUCCGAUCGAUCGACUGAACAUGCUGAAAAGAAUACCUGUCAAAGAUCUACUACACAGUGUUUCUGAGUUGCAUUGGCGGUUUUUUAUUUUGGUCAUUGAUCAGUUGACCAUUAUACACAGCAACUUGGACUGCGGUGUUUCCUUUCAUUUGGGUCACGACGAACUGAUCACUCAGGCCAAGGCGCCUGACACCCAGAUUCAAGUCAUGUUGGGUGCGACAGCCGAGGAAUUUGAUGGCUUUGUCCGUCUGGCUAACUGGGACUACGCCAAAUUCUGUUCUAUUUUUAUCCCAUCCUAUCCUUCAGAAGCAGCAGCGCAUUCUGUGCUGCAAGCCUACAACAUUCUGCCUACCUCAUCCGAAACCGAGCUCUUUGGCGCAUUUGUUCAAUUCAUCUCUGACGCGACGAUGAUGCAUAGAGUAUAUCGAGCAGGGGAAUUCUUGAAAGCCUAUCGCAAAGAUCAAGCUCUUCUCAGUGGUCGAAAAUCAGAUGGAGAGGGCGUGCAGUACUAUCAUGUCGAAUUCGGUAAUCCCUUUUUGGGCCCAUCGCACGACAUCGCGCACCACGGUGUUGAAUUAAUCUAUGCCUUCGGAAAUUUCCAGCAUGCGCUACAAAAGGCCGACCGGGGAAUCUUGGAUGGCUAUAAUGAACUUCAGCCAGCUGCUGUUCCUGAACACCAACCACUUGCAGAGAUGCAUAAAGUUACAGCCUCUGAAGUUGAAGAGACCGAUCUCUCUCACAUUGAUCUGAGCCGUGCAAUUCAGGACAGAUUUAUCGACUUCAUUGUCGAGGAUAGUUGGCAAACCGCCCGGCGCGCAAACUCUGACAUAAUCACGACAUAUCGUCAUGAUCGCUCGAUCCGUUUGGAAAGCUGGACCGACAGCGAGAAUUGGGCAAGACGAAGGCAGAGGUACGAUGUUCUCGAGCAAGACAUGAACUCUAUGCUGGUUGCUACAAGAAGGCUUGUUGGAAGCGUUUUGACAAUGUCUCUGGAGUGA